UUGUGCUAACCUGGACCACCAGCAGUAUUUGCACAGAAAGGGUCGGCCGUUGCGCAAGAGCAUAUGGCCGACAAUGAAUUAGAGGAAGGGGAGGCUGGGCAGGGCUUGAAUCCCAUUGCCUGCAGCUACUGUCGACAGAGGAAACGCAAGUGCGACCGCCAACUACCUCACUGCCUUCAAUGCAGCCAUGACCCGUCCAACUGCCACUAUCCGGAGCAGAACAAGAGGGGGAUACCUAUUGGUUUCAUCAAUAGAUUGGAAGCACGCCUAGUGGAAACUGAAGAUGCCCUAUAUCGGGUUCUUCAGUUCAUUGACCAACGAUCGGUUGAUGAACCGAACUCACUACAUCACUCGCGACAAAGUAAAGCCGACCGCAUAAAAGAAUGGGACAGCCUUCCGUUGCAAUCAAUGGAUGAGGUACAUAAAUGGUACCAACAACGAAUUGGAGCAACCCCUUCGAGUGCAGGUGACUUGUCGAUCGACAAUCCGCCACCGAGCACUACCUGGCCCCUUCGCGCAAUCAACCAGAUGGCCGUACCGGUGCCAAUUACAGACAUACCCGAUACAGAAGUACAGCAGCCGAUAGUCGUAAAUACUGGACAGUCUAUGUCCGCCUCUGAUGGAGACAGCAUGUUGGAAGCAUCAUGGGAGCUGAACCACCCGCCAAGCGAAAGCAAGGCUAAGGACUUGGGCAAGAAACACCCCCAUUUGUAUUUUUAAUUAGCAUGUAAUUGCUAAACGGAUACCUCAUUUUUGCUACAUAUAGCCUUCUAAAGGACUCGUUUCCGGCGCGAAGUUCUCGGCCUCGUCGGGUAUGUCACCCGGUGGACCUGACUCGACAU
This is a messenger RNA of Ilyonectria robusta, 842 nucleotides long. RefSeq lists its product as uncharacterized. The transcript is spliced from 4 exons. Bases 64 to 720 code for a protein of 218 amino acids. Lineage: Eukaryota; Fungi; Ascomycota; Sordariomycetes; Hypocreales; Nectriaceae. Gene Ontology annotation, biological process: regulation of DNA-templated transcription. Gene Ontology annotation, molecular function: DNA-binding transcription factor activity, RNA polymerase II-specific; zinc ion binding. The record is from RefSeq and is a predicted model, not a curated record.